UAUCCUCGGUCCUUUUCUACGAAGUCAGCCAUAAGGGCAACCACUGAAAGUAUAGGUGUUGUCCGAACUCAACAAAAUCCAAGAUGGUGAACUUCACGGUAGACCAGAUCCGUGAGAUCAUGGACAAAAAGCAAAAUAUACGAAACAUGUCCGUGAUUGCUCACGUAGAUCACGGUAAGUCAACGCUGACCGACUCGCUGGUCAGUAAGGCUGGCAUCAUUGCGGCAGCUCGAGCAGGGGAAACUCGAUUUACAGAUACCAGGAAAGAUGAACAGGAACGGUGUAUCACCAUCAAGUCCACUGCUAUCUCGCUCUUCUACGAGAUGGCAGAGAAAGAUCUGAAGUACAUGAAGCAGGAGAAGGAUCCCUCUACCAAUGGGUUUUUGAUCAACCUGAUCGAUUCACCAGGCCACGUAGAUUUCUCCUCGGAGGUCACUGCUGCCUUGCGAGUGACAGACGGUGCUCUUGUUGUGGUGGACUGCGUGUCCGGUGUGUGCGUACAAACUGAGACUGUGCUGCGUCAAGCUAUUUCCGAGCGAAUCAAGCCUAUUCUCUUCUGUAACAAGAUGGACUCUGCGUUGUUGACAUUGCAACUGGACAUGGAAGAUUUGUAUCAGACGUUCCAGCGAGUAGUGGAAAAUGUAAAUGUCAUCAUCUCAACGUAUGGCGGUGAUCCUGACACCAACCCAAUGGGAAACAUUCAGGUGUUCCCACAGUAUGGUACAGUCGGGUUUGGAUCGGGUCUGCAUGGUUGGGCUUUCACCACAAAGAACUUUGCUGAAAUGUACGCCACGAAAUUUGGUGUGGAGGAAACCAAAUUGAUGAAGAGAUUGUGGGGAGACUCCUUCUACAGCCCAAAAGAGAAGAAAUGGUUUGGCACAAAGAAAGAGGGGGCCGAGAGAGGCUUCAACCAGUAUAUUCUCAACCCAAUUUACCAGGUCUUCAAGACGACUAUGAACGAGGCAAAGGAUGAUGCCAUCAAGCGGGCGGAAAAACUGGGCGUGAAAAUCACCUCUGAGGAGAAGGAACUGAUGGGAAAACCCCUUCUCAAGACAAUCAUGAGGAAAUGGCUGCCUGCUGGAGAAGCCCUGCUGCAGAUGAUAGUCAUUCACCUGCCCUCCCCAGUCACGGCCCAGAAGUACAGAAUGGAGCUGUUGUAUGAAGGACCUCAGGACGAUGAAGCUGCCAUUGGCAUAAAGACGUGUGACCCCAAAGCACCUCUGAUGAUGUACGUCUCCAAGAUGGUACCCACCUCUGAUAAAGGGCGAUUCUUUGCUUUUGGACGUGUUUUCUCUGGUACUGUGAGCACGGGACAAAAAGUGCGCAUCAUGGGACCAAACUAUGUCCCAGGAAAGAAAGACGACUUGAAUGAGAAGAGCAUCCAGAGAACCAUUCUGAUGAUGGGACGUUACACUGAGCCUAUUGAAGACGUGCCGUGUGGAAACAUCUGUGGACUGGUCGGUGUCGAUCAGUUCCUUGUGAAGACUGGAACUCUGACCACUUUCAAACAUGCUCACAACAUGAAGAUGAUGAAAUUUUCUGUGAGUCCUGUCGUGAGAGUGGCUGUUGAAGCUAAAAACCCAUCUGAAUUGCCUAAACUGGUGGAAGGUCUGAAACGUCUUGCCAAAUCGGACCCUAUGGUUCAGGUGACCUUUGAGGAAUCCGGCGAGCACAUCGUGGCAGGAGCAGGAGAACUGCACUUGGAGAUCUGCCUGAAGGAUCUGAAAGAAGACCACGCCUGUAUAGACCUGAAGAUAAGCGAACCCGUUGUGUCAUAUAGAGAGUCUGUAAGCUCCCAAACUUCACAGAUGUGUUUGUCGAAGUCUCCCAACAAACACAACAGACUCUUCAUGACGGCUGGGCCAUUAGACGAUGAUCUGGGGGCAGCCAUUGACGAUGGGAAAAUCUUCCCAAGACAGGAUGUCAAGGAGCGUGCCAGAUUAUUGGCCGAUGAGUUCAAAUUUGAUGUUGGUGAGGCGAGAAAGAUCUGGGCAUUUGGACCAGAGGGCACUGGGCCUAACCUGCUGAUAGAUGUGACGAAGGGUGUACAAUAUCUGAAUGAGAUCAAGGAUUCCUUUGUGGCGGGAUUCCAGUGGGCCUCCAAAGAGGGUGUCCUAUGUGAAGAAAACAUGCGAUGUGUUCGUUUCAACAUCCAUGAUGUCACCUUGCACACUGAUGCCAUUCACCGCGGUGGUGGUCAGAUCAUCCCUACAGCUAGGAGAUGUAUUCAUGCCUGUUCGCUGCUCUCUUCCCCCUGUCUCAUGGAGCCCGUGUACCUGGUGGAAAUUCAGUGCCCCCAGGAUGCUACUGGAGGUAUUUAUGGAGUCCUAAAUAAGAGGCGUGGUGUGGUUAUGGAGGAAUCCCAAGUUCAAGGAACCCCAAUGGUCGUGGUGAAGGCACAUUUACCUGUCAAUGAAUCGUUCGGGUUCACCUCGGACCUGAGAGCGAGUACUGGAGGAAAGGCUUUCCCCCAGUGUGUGUUUGACCACUGGCAAAUGCUGCCCGGAGACCCAUUUAAGGAAGGAAGCAAGGCUGCGGGAGUUGUUCUCGCCACCCGAAAACGAAAGGGACUCAGCGAGGAUGUUCCACCUCUAGACCGUUUCCUGGAUAAAAUGUAAAUCCUGAACACCUGGACAGAAAUAUUAAAUUUGAGCUGUAAACUUCUACAUGGCUAUUGGUAUCGUGCUGGGAAGGGGGAACAUCGACAUAUACAUGUAGUGUGCACCAUGUCAGACUAGAUUGAAGUUUGAUUGGAAUAUACAGAAAGCAACAGCACCCUUCCCCGCCCCCCCAAGAAACAUAGAUCGUGAUACAAAACUCCUCGCUGUACUUAUUUAUGUUGCCAAUUUUGAUUGCCUAGUGACAACUGGUUAAUGGUAAAAUCAAGGACCCAAGAGUCCCCUGCAGUCUUGCAUUCUCUCGUUAGAGCUAUACGUGAAAGCCGCUGCUGUUAAGGAUGGAAUAAAAUCGAUGUCCAGCUGA
Messenger RNA from Liolophura sinensis, 2982 nucleotides. Its product is annotated as elongation factor 2-like. Gene Ontology annotation, biological process: translational elongation. The transcript is spliced from 15 exons. Lineage: Eukaryota; Metazoa; Mollusca; Polyplacophora; Chitonida; Chitonidae. The record is from RefSeq and is a predicted model, not a curated record. Bases 84 to 2618 code for a protein of 844 amino acids. Gene Ontology annotation, molecular function: GTP binding; ribosome binding; GTPase activity. Gene Ontology annotation, cellular component: cytosol; ribonucleoprotein complex.